Molecule: messenger RNA, 3819 nt
Organism: Patiria miniata (bat star)
Lineage: Eukaryota; Metazoa; Echinodermata; Asteroidea; Valvatida; Asterinidae
Product: WD repeat-containing protein 44-like
Exons: 17
Coding region: 192-3143 (983 amino acids)
Molecular function (GO): protein binding
Source: RefSeq, a predicted model, not a curated record
GAGCCAGCCUAAAAACGUAAAUGACGAAAAUAAAUAAUGACAUUUCCAUACUAGUACAUUUGACAACUUCAUGAACUUGGCGGAAAGACGAGGACCUCUAUGUUUAUUAAUUAUCUUUUUCGACAUAAGUAGUAUGUAAGUAAUUAUUGAUUCGUGUAGGCCACUUGUGCAGCAUUCCAUUUGAUGUCAUCAUGACGUCAGAGAGCGAUUCCGAUGAGUUUUACGAUGCAGAAGAUGCGGAACUUUCGCAAGCUCCCGGCUCGAGCCCGGCCAGAAAGGCCAAGAAGCCGGCUGCAAUCUCCGAGUUUGAGGAAGAACUUCACCGUCUGGCCAAGGAGCGACGGUUGGCGGAGGAACGCAGGAAGCAGGAAGAGGAGGCCCUCCAGAGGAAGAUAGAAGAGAUCCAAGCCAAGAAACAAGAGGAGGAACAAAAAGAAAGACAGCGUCUCUUGGAGGAGCAAAGAAAGAGAGAGAAGCAGAGAGAGGAAGAAGAAAGACGCAAACAGGAGGAGGAAGAGCGAUUACUGGAACAGCAGGAGGCCGAACAGCGGAGAAUUGAAGCAGAGAAGAGACGCAAGCGCUUGGAAGAGAUGCGAAUGCGGGAAGACCGGGCCGGACACAGCAGCAGGUUGCCAUCAUCUGGAGACCAAGACCCAUCCAAAGAUGUCUCAAAACCUUCCCUGGGUGGAUCAGAGACGGGCACCUCAGUGGACGAAACAUCAAACCAACAAACAGCCAGCCCCCAAGACGAUGAUGUUCGGGAACCGGGGCUAGCCAAUCGGAACGUCCAGCCCGACGUGAUCGCCAGCAUUAGGGAGAGGCCAUCUGCAUUGCCCAUAGGGUCUGGGUCGCAAGGUGACAUGGCCCCACCCGUUGCUCCGCCCAGGAAGAAGAAGAAACCAAAGUCUACGGAAACUCCAACACCGGAAAUAAAGGAUCUACAGGCUAAGGCGGAAAUGACAGCAGAAACACCAGCAAGCCAUAAGGAGGCGGCAUCGGUCGGUUUGCCCCCCGAGCCCAGCUCGUCUGGACGACCACUGAGUGGUCUCCUGACGCCAACAACCACGAUCGAAUCGUUGACCAAGGAGUUGGAGCAUUCCCUGGACCUGGCCAGUGCCACCAGUGAUGCCGUCGUCUUGCAUUUGGAAACGCAGAGCAUCAAGGGUGAGUCCCGGGCCGAGGUCUUGGAAGCCUUGAAGACGCCCUCCGGUCCUCCUCCCCCGAAGCCGCCUCGGAGCCGAGGUGGAACCCCGCCCACUGAGGGGAAGGGAAGCAAAGGGGGCACCCCGGAGACAGACGUGCUGGCCCAGUAUUCCGCCUUGAUGAAAGGACGAUCAGCAAAAGGGGAACUGCUUACAGAUGAAGAGAUACUCUCUCAGGUGACAGUCAGAAACCUGGACACAGGAGACACAGUUCCCCUCUUAUUGGCUGAGGAAAGCUUACCCCAGUGUAUCAACCCGCUGGCUCUGCACAUUAUGAGACUGACCUCCGAGUAUGUCAGUAAUUCUAGUCUUGACAAGGAGGGUGGUAGCGACGGAGAGAAGACGAAAGCAGCCGCCCAAGGAGUCAAGAAAUCCAAAUCGAAGAGAAGGACGUUUAAGAAAAUGCUGUCCAAGCUCAAGAAUGUCGCAGAUGAGGCUUUCAGACAUGAAGAGCAGGAAUCCAGCGACGAGGAAUCGCUGCCGGAUUCAAGAAUCGUGAAGAUGAAAGCUGCGAGCAGUAACAAGGGCCCCUAUGACUUUGACCAGCUGAGACUGGCUCAGGACCUGGGCCGAGAGCAUGCUGGGGCAGUGUGGACCAUGAAAUUCUCGCCUUGUGGUCGCUUACUGGCAACGGCUGGUCAGGACAGGAUCUUACGUGUCUGGGUUCUCCAGGAUCACUAUAAGUACUUUGAUGACAUGAGGCAGCGCUAUAGCAACGAGGCAAGGGAGCAGGCACAAGAGGGCAGCAACUCUGAAAAGGAUUCGUCUUCGGACCCGGAGAGGGAGCGGUCGGGAUCAGAGGAUGCGGCAGAAGAGCCACAAGACACCAAGAAGGAGGCGGAAGCCCCUCCCCCAGGGGGUGACGGUCAGCCGGACACACCCAUCAGAGAGAGCGCCCUCGACGACGAGAUGGCCGUCUUUGCCAGGUCGCCGUUCUUUGAGUACUCCGGUCACACGGCUGAUGUGCUGGAUGUCUCAUGGUCCAAGAACUACUUCAUCCUGUCAUCUUCCAUGGAUAAGACGGUGCGGCUGUGGCACAUCUCACGCAGCGAGUGCCUCUGUUGCUUCCAGCACAUUGACUUCGUCACCGCGAUUGCUUUCCACCCAAGGGAUGAUCGUUAUUUCCUGAGUGGUUCGCUGGACGGCAAGCUUCGACUGUGGAACAUUCCAGACAAGAAGGUUGCCCUGUGGAACGAGGUGGACGGACCCACCAAACUCAUCACGGCGGCCAACUUUAUUCAGAACGGUCGGUUCUCCGUCGUGGGCACCUACGACGGGAGAUGCAUCUUCUACGAUACCGAGCACUUGAAAUAUUACAGCCAGAUUCACGUGCGAUCUACCAGAGGGCGUAAUGCCGUAGGAAGGAAGAUCACAGCCAUUGAGCCCCUACCUGGUCAAGAUAAGAUUUUGGUGACUUCCAAUGACUCCCGGCUCAGGCUGUAUGACCUGCGUGACCUCUCGCUGACCUGCAAGUACAAAGGUUGCACCAACAUCAGCAGUCAGAUCAGAGCCUCCUUCAGCCAUAACUAUCGGUACAUCGUCUGUGGAUCAGAAGAUCACUGCAUCUACAUCUGGAAGACCAACUAUGACUUUGCUAAAUUCACUUCGGUGCGCAAAGACCGCAACGACUUCUGGGAAGCAAUCAAAGCUCACAACGUCGUCGUCACCACGGCGGUUUUCUCACCCCAGCCCUCGCUAGUCGUCAAGCCGACAGAUGCAGACAAGCCCCCCUCCUCCUCGGACGCUGCUGCCCUGCCCAUCUCAUCAGACUCCAAGGAGAGCCCUACCACCAGGGCCAAGCGCGAGAUCAUCCAGGGCAAGGUGGAGACCAAGGCGGAGAAGAAGAGCUCGCUGAAGCGUGUCCUGGAUCAAGGCGAGCUGCUGGUGUCUGGCGACUUCAACGGUGCCAUAAAAGUCUUCAUCAGAAGACCCAAACUUUAAAGGUUUACAGAAAAUGCAAACAUUUUUUAUCUACAGAAUGAUUCUGAAGCUAUCAUAAUGAACGAAUGCUAAAGCCACCAUUUAUUAUUCCCCUACCAUGAAUCGAAUACAUGGUAAGAAAUGAUGCCUCGCAGUAUUUUUCAAAUGGUGGAUUUGUCACUUUGGGGGAAGUUAAAAGCAGUUCUGUGGAACGUCGCUAAACUGAACACCGCUGUACCGAACAUUCGGCUAUAUACCGAAUACUGUCUUCGGCUCCCGUAUCGAACAUAUCAUAUCAUAAAAUACCAACAGAAGAGUGACAAGUGGCUAUUAUUUCCUCAAGGAAUAGAAGGGGAAAGCCACCUAUUGCUGUAGGUAGUAAGCUAAAAAAACUGUGUCAUUACAUAGUGUUAUUCAGUAGUCGGCACUUGUUCAAAGUCAUCUUUCAGUAACUACCAGGGUGUACAGCCUGAAGUUCUGAAGGGCGCCAUUUAUUGAAAAGUGAGUACCGGAGCACUGGCAGCUUAAAAUCGCUACACCAAACGAUCACUAUUACGAACAAUUUCUGUGGAUCCCGCGAUGGUCGUUAUAGCUGCGUUCCACUGUAUUGAGCUUAUCCACAACAGACAAACUUGAGGCUGUCAUCGCAAGUAUUUUGAGAACUUAAAACAGUGUUGGAAUAAACACAAUACAAACA